UGGUGACAAAGAAUUUGUUCUAGUUAUUCAAUAAUGGCGGAUUCCUUUAGGCUGUGGAAAUUCGUAGUAACAACGCUGUAAAGAUGUUGCAACAAAAAGGCGCAAACUUGCUGAUGAAAGCACGUGAUGGGCGGAACGCCUUUGAAUACGCCCUUCAAGAACUGGGUGACAAUAGUAUUCAGAUGAUCAAGUAUUUUUACAACGAUUGUGGAAUGAAAGACUUGAGAAAGGAGAGAGGAAAAAUGACAUUCGUUCAUUUAGCAUGCUUAGCGAGAAGAAAUGUUCCUGUGGUGAAAACUUUAGAGAUGUUGUUGGUGAGAGAAAACAUUAAUGCUACAGAAGGAAUGGGAAGAACUGCAUUAAUGCUUGCUACACGAACAAAUCGUCCAGACAUUGUUCGACUCCUACUUCAGCAUCACGCUGAUGUUAUGCAUCUGGAUAUGAGACUUACCACAGCGAAAGGUUAUGCUGAACCUGACUCAGAAAUUUACAAAAUGUUGGACAGUGCUAUGUUGAAAGUUUCAAGAAAAAAAGCUCGCGCUAGACAAAUGGAGAAAGAACUUUCUGAACAGUUAAAAAAACAACAACAAAAAUAUAAAGAUUCAACUAAGACAGUCAAGACUGCUACAGGUGUCGAGGUAAAAGUCACAGAUCCAUUUGGUAAACACAAGAACAGAAUUUUGCCUACAAUACUUUUUAAAUAAUUUCUUGUAAUAAAUACCUUUAUUAUUUCAAUUAUUAUUAUUAUUAUUUCAAUUAUUAUUAUUAUUAUUAUUUCAAUUAUUAUUAUUAUUAUUAUUAUUAUUAUUAUUAUUAUUAUUAUUAUUAUUAUUAUUAUUAUUAUUAUUAUUUUUAUUAUUAUUAUUAUUAUUAUUAUUACUAUUAUUAUUAUUAUUUUGUUGUAUAUCCUUGUAAAAAUAUUUUAUGCCAAUCGUUGAUGUGUGAUCGAAUACCGGUAGUUUAGCAGUUAAAACAUGACACUGUCAGACGUGCGUUCGAGUCUCACCCGGUUGACAAAAAUACUAAAACUUAGGCUAAUAAAAAACAAUUGAAUAAAAAUUGUGUAUUUUUUGUACAACUGUGCAGCAAGCUUUCGAUAUUACGAUUAUUUUAUUUUCAAAGAAAAACCUUUUCUUACUUCUUAAUGGUACUUUUGUCAAUGAGAAUCCUGCAAAGGGGUCCUACAGUAUUUAAAUCAUGGAAAUUGAGGUACACAAGCCAUGCAAUCACAACAACCGUUUAACUGGACAGCCGCUUAAGAUACCAAUGCUAUUCUCAUGCUGAACGCUAAGUAGAAAGAAUGCAUUCUUAUUAAGUCUCCUCCGAAUU
This is a messenger RNA of Hydractinia symbiolongicarpus, 1329 nucleotides long. RefSeq names its product POTE ankyrin domain family member B-like. Gene Ontology annotation, molecular function: protein binding. Lineage: Eukaryota; Metazoa; Cnidaria; Hydrozoa; Anthoathecata; Hydractiniidae. The coding region runs from base 84 to 704 and encodes 206 amino acids. The record is from RefSeq and is a predicted model, not a curated record. The transcript is spliced from 5 exons.